Molecule: messenger RNA, 2611 nt
Organism: Ananas comosus (pineapple)
Lineage: Eukaryota; Viridiplantae; Streptophyta; Magnoliopsida; Poales; Bromeliaceae
Product: GATA transcription factor 26
Exons: 8
Coding region: 576-2234 (552 amino acids)
Biological process (GO): regulation of DNA-templated transcription
Molecular function (GO): sequence-specific DNA binding; zinc ion binding
Source: RefSeq, a predicted model, not a curated record
AAGCCUCCUCUACCUAUUCACCCUUCCUCUCCUUUUCCCCCACCAUUUAUUUGAUUCCCCAUUGGUGUGUUCUCCUCUCCAUUGGAUUGUACAGAUUCCCACCUAAAAAACCAUCUCUCCCUGUAAAUUAUUUCUGGGUUGCAUUUCUUAUUUUAAUUUUUUCCUCCAUUUCUCACCCCCACCCACACAUCUCUUUCCUCUUCUUUCUCUCUCUCUCUCUCUCUCUCUCUUUCUCUCUCUAUCUUCUCUCUUAUUGGGUCUUGGACUGAACCAAAAAAAAAAAGAAAAAAAAAGAAAAGAAAAAAAAGGAAAGAAGAAGAAGAAGAAGAAGAGGAAGACCCACUAUGCUUUUGGUUUGAGUUCAUGGGCUUUUUGUUUCCUGGAAAAUCCCUCCUGAAAAGCCUCUAAAACCCACUAAAUUUCUGGUUUAAAGAGCUGCAUGAGAUAGAUGGAUAAGAACACUUUCUAAAUUCUGCUAAUUUUUCUCAUUAAAAAUUGCCCCUUUUUAUCAUUUUUUUUCUGGUGAUCUUUUGUAUUGGGGAUUGAGAGGGUGGAGUAGAGAGGAGGGGGUAGGAAUGGGAAAGCAUGGACCUUGUGGUCAUUGUGGAGUUACAAGUACUCCUCUUUGGCGAAAUGGGCCCCCAGAAAAGCCGGUGUUAUGCAAUGCGUGUGGUUCAAGGUGGAGGACAAAGGGUUCAUUGACAAACUACACUCCAUUGCAUGCUCGCGAAGCUUUUGAAAAUUCUGAGAAGUACGAAAUUACCAAACCCAAGAGCACAGCGUUGAAGCCCAAGGAACACAAGUUGCCAAAGAAAAAGCAGACUAUUGGUGUUCCUGAAAAUGAAUCCGAGAUGCCAUAUAGUGAUCAGAAUUUCCAGAAAAUCAUUGAAGGGGAUACGAGCAACCGAUCUUGUUCUGGUUCGGCAAGUUCAUUUUCGAGUAGUUGUGCACAUAUUGGCACCACUGAUGCAAGUGAGUUGACAGGUUCGGCACAAUCGAACGUCUGGGUUUCUCUCGUACCAUCCAAGAAAAGAACAUAUGUCAAUCGACCAAAGCCUUCACCUCUAGAGAAGCUCACAAAGGAUCUAUACUCCAUAAUGCACGAACAGCAGUCGUCUAACCUUUCAGCAACAUCAGAAGAAGAUCUAGUUUAUCAAAAUGAAACACCGAUGGGUUCUUUCGAGAUAGGCUAUGGAAGUGUACUCAUUAGGCACCCCAAUUCAAAAUCUAUAGAGGAGGAAUCAGAAGCAAGUUCAAUUCCUGUAAAUAAUAAGUCGUAUAAUACUGAUGAGGCCUAUUCAGGGUCGGCUACUUAUCCUGUACAUAGUGAAAGCAAAGGUGCAAAUGUUUCAUUAAAUGCCGGCUCUGAAAAAGCUAAGAAGUGUUUAGCACAGGCAGCUCAAGAAAAUGCCAAAAGGGACAAAAUUAGUCAUGAAAAGCUACAGAUCCUGCGAGAAAGAGAUUCGCCCUUGUCAUCAAUAGAUUUAAAAGAAGUCGUUAACUAUGAGAGCUUCUUAAAAUGCUUUACACUUGAGGAACAACAACAAUUGCUGAAGUAUCUUCCUUCAAUCGAUACUGCGAAAACCCCUGAAAGUCUUAGAAACAUGUUCGGCGCCUCCCAGUUUGUGGAAUCAUUAUCUUGCUUUCAGAAGCUGCUUCGAGAAGGAGUCUUCACUCUCUCCUUUUCAGGAGCAAAUGCUGAAGAGUGUAGAAUAUUAAAGAGGCUUGUAUUAGUUAAUCUAACAAAGUCGAAAUGGGUGGAAUACUAUCAACCACUCAAGGACAAAAACUGUAAGAAGACAAGAGGAAAGGAAAUGGCGAACUGCCCAAAUCCUGAUAUAUCCGUCAAGAGACCUCGUGAAGGUCAGAAUCACAGCCAUACAGAUGUGAAAGGCACCAUGAGAAGCCCGAAAAGAAUCAAACCCGGAUGCUCAAACCUUCUAUCGAAAAGUGAUGCAAUCUCCGAAUUGGUCGACGACACAGAUGGCUUCAGUCCGAGAAGCUUCUUCUCGUCUCCUCCGGAUAGGAUUUCCAUGCUGGUCCCUCCAAAUUACACUGAAGAUAAUUCUGAUCAGGACUUACUACUUGAUGUUCCGUUCAAUGCUUCGUUCCCAGAGGCAGAACUUCUGUACCGUCCUUCGAAUCAGAAAUCCGCCUCGAGUAAUUCAUUAGCAGAAAGUGGAAUUGCUGAAUGCGAGGGCAGUUUCAGCAAUAAAGAGACUAAACAUUGGUAGUAGGAUAGCUUUAUAUACCCGCCGCUUCAAUCUUUUAAAACAUAAACUAGAAGAGGAGGGCUUUCGAAUAUUGGGGUUGUUAUAGUUUGCUUGAUUCUCCUAUCUUUUGUUUUCUACAAUGUCGAGUUUGUCGACUCUAAAUCUAAGUGCUGACAUAUGACUUUUGAAGAACCGGCCUGUGCCGGUACUUUCCCUUCAUAGACUAGCAACAGAUGUAAUAUAGCUCAGAUUUGGUGGUAUCCUCUUUGGUAGGGAGGGAUGAAGUUGCAGGGAUUGUAUUAAUUUCAGAAUAAGAAAACCGAAAUUGCCAUUUCGAUGUGCUCUGACGUUGUUUGAUCCGAAACAUUUUGCUCAUUCCCUGAAUUGGGCUUAUUUUC